AUGGAGGAGCGCCGCCGGGGGAGAGCGCGUGCCGAAGACCUGCCCGCGCUGAGCCGCGCUCCUCUUCCCUGGAUUGUACAACCCGCCCGCGGGGGCGAUACGGCUCAGGCCGGCCUCUCCUCCUUCUGGGAUGUACUGGGAUUCUCUGGGAUUGUGCUGGAUUACACGCCCUGGGAGAACCUGGCCUCCGGGCACGCCGGCACGCCGGGCGGAGGCGCUGUGAAGACCAGGAAGACGGGCCGCAGGAAGACGGGUGGACAGUGGGACCGGGGCUACCACCACAGCCGCAGCCGGUCGCCCCACUCCUCGCAGUCGCGCAACCCCUCUCCCCAGCGGCUGGCCAGCCAGGCCGCGCGCCCCCCGCGCUCCCCCAGCGGCUCCGGCUCGCACAGCCGCUCCUCCAGCUCGGACUCCGUCAGCAGCAGCAGCAGCACCAGCAGCGACAGCAGCGACUCCAGCAGCAGCUCGAGCGAUGAGUCGCCGGCGCGGUCGGUGCAGUCCGCCGCUGUCCCCGCGCCCCCGGUGCAGCCGCCGCCGGCCCUGGACAAAGACGAGCCGCGCAAGAGCUUUGGCAUCAAGGUGCAGAACCUGCCUGUCCGCUCCACAGACACGAGCCUGAAGGACGGGCUGUUCCACGAGUUUAAGAAAUACGGGAAGGUGACGUCGGUGCAGAUCCACGGCGCCUCGGAGGAGCGCUACGGCCUGGUGUUCUUCCGCCAGCAGGAGGACCAGGAGAAGGCCCUGAGCGCCUCCAAGGGCAAGCUGUUCUUCGGCAUGCAGAUCGAGGUCACGGCCUGGAGCGGCCCAGAGACCGAGAGCGAGAACGAGUUCCGGCCGCUGGACGAGAGGAUCGACGAGUUCCACCCCAAGGCCACGCGGACGCUGUUCAUCGGGAACCUGGAGAAGACGACCAGCUACCACGACCUGCUCAACAUCUUCCAGCGCUUCGGGGAGAUCGUGGACAUUGACAUCAAGAAGGUGAAUGGGGCCCCCCAAUACGCCUUCCUGCAGUACUGCGACAUCGCCAGCGUCUGCAAGGCCAUCAAGAAGAUGGACGGGGAGUAUCUGGGCAACAACAGGCUCAAGCUGGGCUUCGGGAAGAGCAUGCCCACCACCUGCGUGUGGCUGGACGGGCUGGCCUCCAACAUCACCGAGCAGUACCUCACGCGCCACUUCUGCCGCUACGGCCACGUCGUUAAGGUGGUGUUCGACCGGCUGAAGGGGAUGGCGCUGAUCCUGUACAACAACAUCGAGUACGCCCAGGCCGCCGUCAAGGAGACCAAGGGCUGGAAGAUCGGGGGCAACAAGAUCAAGGUUGAUUUCGCCAACCAGGAGAGUCAGAUGGCUUUUUAUCGCUCAAUGCAGGCAUCUGGGCAAGACAUCAGAGACUUCUAUGAAAUCCUGUCUGAGAGGAGAGACGAGCGCCGGCCGCCAUAUCACGAGUACUCGGCCGAACGCGCCUAUUACGACAACGUCCGAACUCCAGGCACGUACACGGAGGAUCCCCGCCGGGAGUAUCCUGCCCGGAGCCGGGAGUUCUACGCCGAAUGGGACCCUUACCAGGGGGAUUACUACGAUCCGCGGUACUACGACGACCCGCGGGAGUACAGAGACUACAGGGACCCUUACGAACAGGACAUCCGGAAGUACAGCUACCUGCAGCGGGAGCGCGAGAGGGAGCGGGAGCGCUUCGAGACCGACAGGGAGAGGGACCACAACAGGCGGACGAUCGAGCGCAGCCAGAGCCCCAGCCACCCGCGGCGGCCGUCCAGCCCCGCCGCCUCUCCCUCCCCCUCCGAGCGCUUGCCCAGCGACUCCGAGCGGCGCAUCUACAGCCGCUCCUCGGAGCGCAGCGGGAGCUGCAGUUCCCUCUCGCCGCCCCGCUACGAGAAGCUGGACAAAGCCCGGGCGGAUCGCUACCUGAAGACCGACAAGGCGGACAAGGAGCGUCUCUUCGAGACGGAGCGCGUGGAGAAGGACAAGCGUGCGGCUCGCAAAGAGAAGGUGGAGAAGGAGAAGGGAGAGAAGCUGAAGUUCCGCAAAAUCAAGGCCCCGUCUCCCAGCAUUCCGUCCUCGGAGACGGACCCGGAGCCAGAGAGAGAUGCCAGCCCUGACGCGCUGAUGCGUGGGAAGAGCAAGCCGCCGGCCAAGGACAAGGAAGGGUCUGGUAAGAACCGCCUGGACCUGCCGCCCUGCGUAGUGCAGCUCACCCGGGUCAAGGAGAAGGAGGGGAAGCUGCUUGACCAGCCUGGCCCAGAGAAGCAGAGACUGAAAGGGGAGAACGACAGCGUGAGGUCACCGCCGCUGCCUCCUCCACCCCCUAGUGACCCCAAAGGGCCCCUGUCCCGACUGGAGCUCCCUAAGGGGGAGACGAUCAAGCCAGAACAGCCGCGGAGCAAAGCGACGAAGGAGAAAGGUCUGGUCAGCCAAGUGGAGGUCGUGGACAAGGAAGGUAAGGUCAAGCCCAAGAAGCAUCUCAAGGCUGAACCAGGGUCAGAGGGCAGCAACUCCUUGGACAUCGACAGGCUGGAGGCUCGCAAGCGCCGCUUUGCAGACGCCAGCGCGAAGGCGGACAGGCAGCUGAAGAGGAGCAGCCAAGAGGAUGAGGAUGUAAGGCUGGGCCUUAAGAAGCUGUCGGACAGCAGCGGCGGCGUGGCGAGAGACGCGGACGGCGAGAGGAAGGUACAGCGAAAAGAAACGCACAAGAGGGAUCACCGGAAGGUCAAACCGGAGAGGCUGGUGACUGUGUGCAGCCCCAAGGACGGGCACGAGUCGGGAAGCCUCUCUGUGGGGAUCGGAUUGGGUCUCAGCCUGGACCUGCAGGCGAGGCUGGGGGAGCCAGCGGAAGAGAGUGCAGAUCCACAGGAGUUUCCCAGCCGUAAGACCGGCGGCUCAGGCUUGAAGACCCAGCGCAGGGCCAGCCUUUCGCGGAUGUUUUCAGACGACGCAAGCCUGGACCAUGAGGAGACGAGGGAACAGGAGAGGCAGAGCUUCUUGGAGGAUCUCUGUGAGCGCAGCCUGGGGCAGGACAAAGCCAUGGGGUGCAGCGGGGAGUCCGAGGAGCGUCUGCUUCUCGACAUCGACCACUCUCAGAGCUACCGCAAGCAGAUGGAGCAGAGCCGCAGACUCAGACAGCAGAUGCAGGAGGUGGACACCACCACCAAGGCAGAGAAGCCUGAUAGCCCCAGAGGAACGGACUUGGAGGACUUGGAGAGGCGCAGCCUGGUGCAUGAAUUUGACAAGCCGCCUCAAGAUGUCACAGAUGACUCCCCACCUAGCAAGCGCAAGAAGUUGGAGUCUUUUGACUUCGAGUUGAGUGCCAAGAGGGAGCGGAACUAUAGGAGCUCUAGACAGCUGAGCGAGGACUCCGAGAGGAACAUCACGUCUCCUCCAGGGCUGCGGCAUUUCGCUUACCAUGAGGACGAGGGCUCGGCGGACUCCCCCAGGCUGGUGACCGUGAAAGAAACCAAAGAAUCCCCCAAGGCAGAGGAGAAAGUCUUCUCCCACUUGGACGUGCUCAAGUUCACCCCGUUCGAGCCCAGCAGGAGGGCCUCACACCUGGAGCUGCCAAAGCUGAAGUCCCCGUCUCUGAGCUGCAAGGAGGAGGUGCAGCGCUGGGACGGCCGCGUCAAGCUGGAGCCGCUGCGCCUGGACGUCAGCUUUCCCAGCAGCAUCGUGAAGAGGGAGGGCAUCCGCAAGCGGCCGGUGCGGGAGCUCGAGCCGGGAGAGGUGCCCUCGGACUCGGACGAGGACAGCGAGAACAAGAUGAAUUCCCCGAAGCCCUCUACCUCUUUGGAGGGCUCGAGGCUGUCCUACUUCCUGAGGGAGAGGGAGGAACGGCUCUCGGACCUGAAGCUGUCCGGUUCCCUGGAGAGGAACAAAUUCUACUCGUUUGCGCUGGACCAGACGAUCACACCUGACACCAAGGCGCUGCUGGAGAGAGCCAAGUCCCUCUCCUCUUCCCGGGAGGAGAACUGGUCCUUUCUGGACCAGGACUCCAGGUUCGCCAGUUUUCGCAACAGCAAGGACAAGGAAAAGGUCGAGUCGGCUCCUCGGCCCAUCCCCUCUUGGUACAUGAAGAAGAAGAAGAUCCGCACCGACUCUGAGGGAAAGCUGGAUGACAAGAAGGAGGAGCCGAAGGCGGAGGAGCAGGAGCGGCAGGAGCUGUUCGCCUCCCGGUUCUUGCACAGCUCCAUUUUCGAGCAGGACUCCCGGCGCCUGCAGCACCUGGAGCGGAAGGAGGAGGAUCCCGAGCUGGUGGCAGGCAGGCUGUAUGGGAGGCAGCCCUCCUCGGAGGGGCAGCCUGGCCUGGGGGGCGACUUGCUGCAGGAGCCCCAGGUGCUGUUUCACAGCCGCUUUGUGGAGCUGACGCGCCUGCAGCAGAAGGAGAGGGAGAGGGAGCAGAGGCCGCGGGAGGCAGAGAGGGCGAGCCUGGAUGGGCUCUCUCCAUCGGACAAAGAGAAGCAGGAGGGGGAACAGCAGCAGCCCAGGGCUCCAGAGCCUGCUCCAGAGGCAGAGAUAAAACCAGUGACUCCAGUAAGCCCUGCCCCAGUACUGCUGCCACCCCGAGACGUGGUGCAGCAGGAGAAGACAGCAAGCGAAACCCCAGCAAGUGAACCGCUGCCCCCACCCAUGAAGGAUGAGAAGAUGGAGGUCAGCCCAGAGAAGGCCAUUGCACCACCCCUUCCAGCAGAGACUCCUCCGACUGUCCCCGAGAAUCCAGCGCCUCCAGAGCCCGUGUCCUUGGAAGCAGAAGUGAAGGUGGAACCCAAAGAUGAAGUCCUAGAAAUUCGGGCCCCAGCAGAAAACGUCCUCAGUACAGACCACAACUCAUUCCUGGAUAUCAAGCCCCCAACGCCAGGGGCCUCGUUGAGCAACCUGGAGCCCGAGCCAGAGGCCCCCGAGUUCCCCAGUGCUGCUUCCCCGAAGGCAGAAGAAAAGGCCGAGGCAGGUAAAGAGGAAGAGGCCCAGCCCCCAGAGGCCGAGCACCCGGACAGCGAGGCACCACAGAGGGCGGACGAACCCCAAGAGCCGAAGUCCCUCGUCUCCGAUAAUGAUGCGGAAGUGGACCCGGUGCCACCCGUUCGGAAACAGGCCAAGAACAAGCGUGCGAAGGCCCCGCCCACAGUGGCCCAGCCGCUCCCCGCGUCGGCCGGCGGCACAGAGAAACCCGCCACUCGGAAGAGCGAGCGCAUCGACCGCGAGAAGCUGAAGCGGGCGUCUUCGCCACGGGGGGAGGCUCCCAGGAUGUCCUCGGACCCAAAGACAUCGGCGAAGUCCCCCAGUCACGCCACGGACUCGGAGAGCAGCGAGCCCAGCCUGCUCGGGGGUCGGACGCGCCGCAGGAAUGUGCGUUCGGUCUACGCCACUCUGAAGGAAGAUGAGACCCCCCAGACCCAGGCGAAGGAGGUGACGGAGUCGCCCCGCUUCACCCGCAAACGAGGUGGGGACAAGGAGACGCCACAGACGGACACUCUGACGGCUCCUACCACUCCGCGGGGCAGGGGGAGGCCGCCCAAAACCCGCCGGCGGGGGGAGGACGUGUCGCCGGUCAAGGGGGACCAAGCAAAACCGGAGACCGAGGAGCCCAACAGUAAAGAGGGGAGCGAAGCGAGCAAAGUCGCCGAAGGGUGGCGAUCGCCCCGAACCCAGAAGGGCAACCCCAGCCAGGGCUCCUCGCCUACAGGGGCUCCCCAGGGAAGAAAAGGGGGGAAAGCGGAGAAAGCCCUCGAGAACCCCCCUCCGCAGACUGACAGCACGGCCAGCGAGGCUCCGGCCAUGCCAGACCCCCGGGAGGAGCUUCCGGAGGACAGCGGCAGAGCCAAGGAGGACGAAGCCAAGCAGGCGGCAGCGCAGAAGGGCAAGGAGAAGGAUGAGCUGGACGCCGCGGAGAAGAAGCUGAAUCAGGGCUUGGAGAAGGGGGAGCCAGCCUCCGCGGAGAAGCGGCCUCUGCCUGACAAGAGUGGGAAAAGCAAACCAGGGCGUGCGACCCGCAACGCCAAGUCGAUGGUGGACGAUAAGUCCCUGAGCUUGAAGAACUUGGAGAUUCGUCUCAGCGUGGACGACGUGAAGGGGGUGCUGCGUUCCAGCGAGGACGAGCCGGAGCCCUUUGAGGCCUCCCCCAAGAAGCCCAAGCCUGCACUCCUCAAAGAGGAGGUGCUGUCUCCUGGCUAUUUGAAGGAAGUCCCUGAGCUGAGCCCGGAGAAAGAGGAAGUGAUGUCGGACCAUGAGCCCCCAGCAGCUCCGGCGGCCGCUCUCCUGGCACGGCAGAUGGAGCUGGAGCAGGCAGUGGAGAACAUCGCCAAGCUGACGGAGGAGCCCACCCUGCUGCCCCCCUACAAGGAGCCACCCGCGGAGCCGCCCGAGCUGCCCCCCAUGGCGGAGGAGCCUGAAGGGGAGGUCGAAGGGGAGAAGCCGGCCAACCCCGCUAGUGAGACGGAGCUCGCUGCUGCCAUCGACUCCAUCACGGCGGAAGACAUUUCUGCCGACGCGGAUAGCUUCCCUGCUCCCGCGACCUACACUGCCAUCAUUCCAACCCCGGAGCAGCUGGUGCUGCCUCCAGCCAGCGAGGGCAUGGAGCCCGAGACGCACCUGGCCAUAAAGAACAUCCUGGACCCAGAGCCGGCCGUGACCAGCCACCUCCCAGCGACCAAGAGGAUGGAGACGGCUCCCGGGGAGGCGUCCACCCAGGAGGAGAGCUCUCCUCCAGCGGAGCAGCCGGAGACUCCCAGGAAAGGCAAGGUGAAAACCAAGGCUAGGAAGACCCCCCGCGCGCGCAAAGGCAGCACCAACAGGAAGGGAGAUCCAGUGGAAGAUCACGCCCCUGAGCUGGAGCCCAGUGCUGCCAAGCCCCCCGAGCCCGUCCCCGAGGCCGUGGAACCGGAGAAGCCCAAGGCGGAGACCGCCACACCAGCGGCCGCCACUGCUUCCUGCAAGCAGGAGGGGGGCAGGCCGGGCGCGGGUGCCGUCGAGGCGCCCAAGGAGGCUGAGCAGCCGCCGGUGGAGCAGCCCGAGCCCAGGGAGUCUGCGUUUCACGCCGGCAACAAAAGCCCCACUCCCUUUAAGCUGCAGCAGCCAGCCACCCUGGCGUCUCCCUCCCACAGCCCCUCGCCCACCAAGCCGAACGCGACGCCGUCACGGCCGGCCAAGCUGCCCAGCUCUCCAGCGGCCGCGGUGCCGGACUGGCUGGGCCGGUCCGAGGACUCUGGGGUUCUGUCCCCCCAGGUGGCAGGAGCAGCCCCAGCAGUAGCAGCGGUGGCUGUGGCGACCCCUGCAGCCGCCCCCCCUCUGCCCCCAGACACCAAAGCGUCCGACAUCGACCCCAGCUCCAGCACGCUGCGGAAAAUCCUCAUGGAGCCCAAGUACGUGUCGGCAGCCGGCGGCGGCGUGGUGCCCAGCACUGUGCUCACCACCUCCAUAAGCGACCCCCUCAGCAGUGCCCGGGUGGUGGAGGCUGAGCCCGCCCUGGAGGCCUCGAAACCUUCGCCCACGGAAGACAAACCGUCGCCGGCGCCGCCCCAGCCGCCCCCUCUGCAGCCCCCUCCUCACUCGGCCCCGGCAGCCGAGACGCAGCCCUUCGGCGAGAAAGUAGUCAACUCCGUCAUCUCCUCCAAAGCCACCUCCGUCAUCAGCCGCAUGCCGCAAGCCUUCGACUCCGAGGAGGCGCCCAGGAUCACCCUGGGAACCCGGGCGCCCAGCAUGUCGCUGCCCAAGCACAAGUUCAGGGCCAGUCUGAACGACAACAGCCGCUAUCACAUGGGCCCCUCGGGGCUGGUCGGGGGAGAGGAGGGGCGGCCGGUGGUGGAGAGCGCCCCCUUCAGCACGGGCUCCAGCCCCGGCCUGCGCGUCAACACCUCUGAGGGUGUGGUGGUGCUCAGCUACUCGGGCCAGAAGACGGAGGGACCCCAGCGGAUCAGCGCCAAGAUCAGCCAGAUCCCUCCGGCGAGCGCUGUGGACAUCGAGUUCCAGCAGUCCGUCUCCAAGUCUCAGAUCAAGCAGGAGCCAGUCACUCCCUCCCAGGUGCCGACCCCUAAGGGGUCCCAGACGCCCUCGGUGUACGGGGCGCCCCAUUCCGCCGGCGUGCUGGCUGGGCAGCCCUACGGCACCCAGCCCGUCAUCUCGUCCAUCAAGCAGGAGAGUCCCGGCGCUGGGUCGGACAAGGCCGACGCGCCCUACCUCUCGGGGUCGCAGGGCAGCGCUGUCAAGUUGCUGUCCCAGUCUGGGAGCCCCCAGGUCCUGGUGUACGGCCAGAUGGCCAUCAUGCAGCAGGCCGGAAAGAAAGGCGCAGGCUCGGAAGCUGUGUCCCUGAAGGUGGAAUCGGGGAAGCCGGCCCAGCCCUCCACCCUCAGCCCUGGGCUCAGCCCUCACCACCCGUCCCUCGCUGGCAACCACGUGGGCUCCAGCCCCAGCACCCCCACGGACAGGGCACUGCCCCACCUGGGAGGGGUCAAGCAGGAGCCCCACUCCCCCCGCACCUCCGGCCACUCGCCCUCCCCGUACCCCAAGGUGUGCCAGCCCAGCAGCAGCGCGGCCUCGGUGGUGCUGGGCGCCGGCAUGACGGUGCCGCAGUACGUGUCCAGCGUCCACCACCCGGAGCAGUCGGUCAUCAUGCCCCCCCACAGCGUCACCUCGACGGUGUCGCUGAGCCACCUCUCGCAGGGGGAGGUCCGCAUGAACACUCCGCCCUUGCCCGGGAUGGGGUACGGGAUGCGCCCCGAGUCGAUGUCCUCUCCCCGCUCCGGGCUUCAGCAGCAGAGGUCCAGCACGCCGCAGCCGGCCGGGCUCAGGGACAUGGUGCUGCAGCCCAUCCCGGCCGGCGAGGAGGACCUGCGGCCCUACCGCCGCCCCUCGGCCCCCCAGCUGCAGCCGGAGGUCAUGGUCAUGCAGCAGGACCACCGGCUGCCCUACAGCGGCCUGCGGCUGGACCCCUACAACAUGCCGCGCGAUGUGCGCAUCCUCAUGCACCACCAGAUCGGGGAGCACGGAGCCCCCGAGGGGCGGCAGUCGCGCACGCCUGAGGCAGCUUCCUCGUCGUCCUCCUCCUCCUCUUCCUCCGCGCCCACGUCCUCCGCCAAGACCCCCCCAGCAAGCAAGACCCCCCAGCCCGGGAAGGACACCUCCAAGCCCGUGGAGGUGAAGCUCACCCCCUCCCCACACAGCGAGAGCCGGAUUCUGGGCGUGCACCCCCCGGGGCUGUCCCAGCUGUCCCAGCCCGUCAUGGUGCCCCACGGCGUGCAGCUCAUGCACCCCACCGCGGGCUCUUUCACCGAAUACCCUUCCGUUUACCGGGACAUCCGCAACUUCCACUCCCAGUUCCCCGGCAUCAACCUGGCACCGCGGAGCGUGACGCCCUCGCAGGGCCUCCUGGAUGGGGAUCACGGGCACCCUAGCCAACCCAUGCGGAGCAAAACUCCCCAGGUCACAUCAGGAGGGGACCCCAAAACGGCAUCGGGCCCCGAGAGCACGCACCUGCGGCACACGGGCGCCAUGGACCUGCCUUCCCAUCUCCCGCGGGUGCAGGGAGAGGCUGCGUCUCCCUCUUACCCGUCGCCCGUGGCCAUCUCGAUGAAGCACGACCUGCCGCCCACGCCUGGCCAGAAGGCGCCCCAGGGCUCUCAGCAGCCCUUCCUGUCCACGCCCCCGCCCGCCCUGCCCGGCCGCUCCGAGGGGCAGCCGCUGGCCAAGGAGCGCCCCCACCGGCCCGUGGACAUGGUGCAGCUGCUCACGAAGUACCCGAUCGUGUGGCAGGGGCACCUGGCGCUGAAGAACGACACGGCGGCGGUGCAGCUGCACUUCGUGUCGGGGAACAACGUGCUGGCGCACCGCUCCCUGCCGGCGCCCGAGGGCGGGCAGCUGCUGCGCAUCGUGCAGAGGAUGCGCCUGGAGGCCUCGCAGCUGGAGGGCGUGGCCCGCAGGAUGACGGUGGAGAGCGACUACUGCCUCCUGCUGGCCAUGCCCUGUGGCCGUGACCAGGAGGAGGACAUGGUCAACCAGACGGCCUCCCUGAAGUCCGGAUUCAUCACCUACCUGCAGGCCAAGCAGGCUGCUGGCAUCAUCAACGUCCCCAACCCGGGGUCCAAUCAGCCUGCCUACGUGCUGCAGAUCUUCCCGCCCUGCGAGUUCUCGGAGAGCCACCUCUCGCGCCUGGCGCCCGACCUGCUGGCCCACGUCUCCAGCAUCUCUCCUCACCUCAUGAUCGUCAUCGCGUCCGUGUGAGCGCGGAGCCCCCCGGGAAGCCCUCGGCCCCUGCGCCCCCAGAGGCGAGGCUGUCGGGGAGAGGGAGGGAUACACGGACAUUUCUCCUGUCUUUAUUUUUAAUUUGGAUGUUUUUUAAGGAGUGGAUCAAUGGUUGCACUAUGUUAAAUCACGGACCUUUUACAUGUGAUGGAAAACCCGCGUUGCUGUUGUGCCACAGGGAGAGGAAACACGCAGGGCUGGGAGACAGUGGGGUCGCCCGCUGCCGCAGGGAAGACGGAUUCCGGAUUCCUGCUCCCGGGAGGCGCAGGGCAGGAACGGACGAUCCGUGCUGGAGAUGUACAGUUUACAGUUCAUUCCCUCUUUCCGGAUACUCCUUUUCUUGGGGAUAAGAUGUGAGGGACAUGCAGACCUCUGUAAAUAUAUAAAUAUUUAAAAGACUCAAAAAUAAUUAAAGGACUCCAGAGCGUUGGAAAAAAAAGACAUGAAAA
Molecule: messenger RNA, 10685 nt
Organism: Lepisosteus oculatus (spotted gar)
Lineage: Eukaryota; Metazoa; Chordata; Actinopteri; Semionotiformes; Lepisosteidae
Source: RefSeq, a predicted model, not a curated record